CAUUUCAUUGAUCUCUCCCACCAGGAGUGUACACGUGAGGCACAUGCUUUAAGACACUGCUAUCUGGGCUGGAAGCUCGAGAGGCACCACUCGUCAUGUCCACCGGCUCCAUCAGCGACGCGGACGAGUUCCACGACUCGGAACUGCUGGAGGGGCUGCUGCCGUUCGGCUCAAGCGGAGACACGGCGCCACGGGAGAGCGCGGAGGACAGCUCGAACGGGGAGGGAUCCGGGGUUACUGAGCUCACCGGGCACGCGCCGGGCAAGCGGCGCAGAACGGCCGCGUCUGCGUCCUCGCGCAGAGCGGCGUCCGCCGGAGGAGGGGGCGCGGCCGUGGCGCACGAGGGCAAACAGGUCCAGAGGAACGCGGCGAACGCGCGCGAGAGGGCGCGGAUGCGCGUGCUGAGCAAGGCGUUCUCGCGCCUAAAAACCACGCUGCCCUGGGUACCUCCGGACACCAAGCUGUCCAAACUGGACACGCUGCGGCUCGCGUCGAGUUACAUCGCCCACCUGCGCCAGAUCCUGGCCAACGACAAGCACGAGCACGGAUACAUCCAUCCCGUUAACCUGACGUGGCCGUUCAUGGUGGCGGGGAAACCAGAAAACGAGCUUAAAGAGAUGCUGAACUCCACCAGAUUAUGCGGCACCACCGCAUCUUGAAAGGACGGUUUUUAUAUAUACAUAUAAAUAUAUUUCGGGGUUCUUUUUCUUUAAUGUACAAAAUGCACAUCAUCUCUUGUUCAAAAAAGCAAAAAGACAUUGUUGAGUUGAAAUUGAACAGAGGGACCAUGCAGUGACGCGUCUUCCUGUACAGAGAAACUGUCUAUUUUAUUUAAAACAGCUCGCAUUUCUUUCCUUGCUGGUUCAAGGAAAUACAAAGUGCGGGUUUUAUGCAAUUUUUUAUCUGAAUGAAUCUAGUUUACUCACUUUUUGUAUUGCAAAAAAAAAAAACCCGUAUGUAUAUAGGCUAUAUAGAUAAGCUUUAUACUUUUGGGGACGUGUGUUGUCUCCAGGUGCAAACUUGCUGCAGCAUUUUGGAAGGACAGCAUUAUAUUGUGAAUAAAGAUAUUUUCAUAUUUGA
Molecule: messenger RNA, 1080 nt
Organism: Clarias gariepinus (North African catfish)
Lineage: Eukaryota; Metazoa; Chordata; Actinopteri; Siluriformes; Clariidae
Gene: tcf21
Product: transcription factor 21
Exons: 2
Coding region: 96-659 (187 amino acids)
Biological process (GO): regulation of transcription by RNA polymerase II; developmental process
Molecular function (GO): RNA polymerase II transcription regulatory region sequence-specific DNA binding; DNA-binding transcription factor activity, RNA polymerase II-specific; protein dimerization activity
Source: RefSeq, a predicted model, not a curated record